Paraglomus brasilianum is the source of this 2097-nucleotide messenger RNA. The record is from the annotation of a GenBank genome assembly. NCBI's taxonomy places the organism in Eukaryota, Fungi, Glomeromycota, Glomeromycetes, Paraglomerales, Paraglomeraceae.
AUGAACAUCGACAAUUUAAUACACGCAUCCAACUUGUUGACCACAUCGGCACUGGAAAAACGACAGCCACCGCCUACCGAAACCCUUCUUCUCGAAAAUCAUGGCCUUUGGCGUCAAUUUCGUUCCAUGGAAAAUGAAAUGAUAAUUACAAAGACUGGCAGAUGCUUAUUUCCUUCCCUGAAAUUCACGCCCAUUAAUCUCUCGCCAUCAGCAUCGUAUUCAUUUGUCCUCGAUUUUACACCGGUUUCGCAAUCAAGAUUCAGGUGGAGAAAUGGCAUGUGGGUAUGCAUUGGAUUCGACAAAAGAAGUAAAAAAAGAAAAGAACAAGCUAUUAAGAAUUCAAAAUCAGGGAGAAUGACGCCAAGAUUAUCUACAAAGAGCUCACCAGAAUUAACUGCAGAUCAAGUCCGAUAUAGUUUAGGCCACCCAAGCGUAACGACUCGCGUAGAAAACAGCAAAGCCGUUAAACAAGAAUACAGAGCGAAUCAAGUUUUUGGACAUCCAUACCUUCAGCCUGAAUCGCCGCAAUCAGGACGGUAUUGGAUGGACAGAGGCGUCAACUUUGCCAAAGUGAAACUGUUUAAUCGCACUAGCCUACCAUCAUCACCCUCCUCUUCAUCAAACCCAAACAACUUCCCUAACUAUAACGGCUACUUUGGUUUGACGACAUUUUAUAAAUACCAACCGCGCAUUCAAAUGGUCAAGCAUGGCCAAAUCAACGACGUAAAAACGUUUGAAUUUGACGAGACAAUUUUUAUUGCCGUAACACAUUAUCAGAAUGAACAGGUAAAUACGUUAAAAAAAGAGAACAAUCCCCAUGCUAAAGGGUUUAAAGAAAGUAGAAGACAAAAUGAGAAUCAUAUAAGCAACAUUAUGGAUAAAACCGAUGAGGAUGAUGAAAUUGAGUCUGAUUGCGUUAUUAAUAAUGACGAGUAUGGUAAGGAUAAUGACUAUGAGCAUGAGAGGAAAAAGAAGAGAAAACUAAAUGAAAAAAUUCACAAAGGUGGUAAAGACAAUGAGUUUCGUUACAAGAUAGUGCCAAGCGAGAGUCAACACAGAGAGAAAAGACGAGAACAAAUCAUGACCGUUGACAAUAUUUAUGACGAAUCGGAGAGGUAUAAUGGAAAGGAUUACAAUCAUGUUUAUGACUAUACUAACAAUAAUUCUGAGGGUAAAUACGAAAAUAAAUACACCAACACGGCAGCCGACAACACUCAUUUUGCUACCAGCCAUUCUUUCGACAAGCAAAAUCAGAUACCUCUUUUGUAUAGUUUCUACUCAACACAAUCAAAUUGUACACGCCAGAUAUUGCACUAUGAUGAAGACGCUAAUAACCCGCAAAAUACACGCUAUAAUGCUGCACAAUUGUAUGCAGGGGAUAACAGCAGAUAUUCAAAUUUGCGCUCGCUUGACCAAUCGACUUUGGAUAAUCCACAAGAUGCGCAUUCGGUUACUGACUUGCAAAAUGCACAUUCACAACCAACUUUUCACAGCCAAGAACCAUGCUAUAUUCCUUCAUCACCAUUAAUAGAGACGUCUCCAUUCCAUACGCCAACAAAACAAAACGGCUCCAUUUCGAUGCCUUAUUACAGCGCACACGUAACUUCGCGCUCUUCUGCACGCGAAUAUCACAAUUCUUCGACUAUCCCGGAUGUUUUGUCUGAUUUUUCAACGCCAACUUGCUCUCAGUCAUCCGUCACGGCCUUGUCUCCUUUAACACCCACUACUCCCACGCCCAUUCCCGCAAGAUUUGAUAAUGUAAAUUUUCUCCCGAGUAUUAAUUCCAUUUUAUUAUCUCCAACACCCGCGCGGCGCGGAUUACUAUUCAACGGAAAACAGAAGAAAUUAUCCGGUUCACUGUCUCCUACUUUAGGUGAAGAUAACUGCUUGGGUGAAGCUGUUCACGAUGUUGCGAACAUAAGACAUUACGAGAAAGGCGAAAAUAGGACCCGUGGAAAUAUUAACACACACGAGAUCCGAAGAGACAAGAAAGGUAAUGUUAGAACACUGGAAGAUGAGAACAAGAGACUAAAAGAGUUUAUCAGACUAAAGCUUGGUGUUGAUGCUAUCAAGGACGCUGUCAUCAUGAUUGAAUAG